Molecule: messenger RNA, 1293 nt
Organism: Aricia agestis (brown argus)
Lineage: Eukaryota; Metazoa; Arthropoda; Insecta; Lepidoptera; Lycaenidae
Product: thialysine N-epsilon-acetyltransferase-like
Exons: 4
Coding region: 142-660 (172 amino acids)
Molecular function (GO): N-acetyltransferase activity
Source: RefSeq, a predicted model, not a curated record
UGGUAUGCGAAAUAAGACCGCGUCAAAACCGCGUGCUCUCUCAGAUAAAAACAAUCGCGUGUUACUGAUUACUGAUAGAAUCCGAUACUACAGAGAAGAUAUACGCGUUAUCAAACGUGUAGUAUUGUUCAAUAAUACAAAAUGAGUGCGGGAAAUGUUGUAAUUCGUGAUAUGACGAGGGCGGACGUUCCUGUCGUACAUCAGAUGAUCAAAGAGCUGGCGGCGUACGAGGGAGUUCCAGACGGACCGAGACUGUCACAAGAGGAUCUCAUCCGGGACGGUUUUGAGACAUCCCCUCCGUGGUACUUCGGCCUAAUCGGCGAGCUCAACGGGGAAGUGGUGGGGUACGCGCUGUGUAACCGCGCCUACUCUAGCUGGACCUGCCGCGCGCUGUACAUUGAGGACCUGUACGUGCGGCCGGCGGCGCGCGGGGCGGGCGUCGCGCGCCUCAUACUGCAGCGGCUGUGCCAGCUGGCGGUGAAGCAGAACGUGCACCGCGUGGACUGGCACGUGCUGGUGAACAACUCGCUGGCGCUGGGCUUCUACCGGCGGCUCGGGGCCAAGGACCUUUGCGUGGUGGAGGAGCGCACCGCCAUGCGCCUGCCGCGCGACCGCAUAGAGGCCGUCGCGCGCGGUGAGCUGCUGCCCAGAGAACAGUAGUGACGUCAUGGAUAUGUUGCUGACGUAGUUUUUUUAUUGAACAAUGUUUUCACAAUAUAAGGUUCGGUAAAUUGAACGGAAACUUUGUGCUUAUGAUUUACGUUCAAGGUUCCCUGUAGGAUUUUGCUGGUGACCACAUUGCACUAAGAUCUUGGGCAAUCCUUAGCAGAAAUUUUCUAUUAUUACAUAAGUAAUUUAGGUUUGAUAAAAUCAUCAAGCCUAAACACUAUAAUUUUUGAAAAGCGAAUGAAAAACUAUUUUUUGAUAUUAUAUUUACUGUGGUCGCCUUUAAAGUGCAGUAUUUUGUAUGUUUAGCUUGAAAAAUGCUGUACGUAGCCACAGUAUAGCAAUAUUAGUCAUAUUGCUAUACUGUGACGUAGCUAUGUGCUACGACGCGUAGCUAUACGUAGCGCUUCGCUACGCAUCGCUACGAGUGCUACGCGCCGAAGCAGGACGUAGCGGUGUGCUACGCGCGGCGCCUACGUAGCGCUACGAAGGGCGGCGUAGCGUCUACGACGCAUAGUUACUUUACUGCUACCAUUUGCCAAUGAUAGCAGUUUGAUAAUUGAUUAUACCGCUUACUCGCAUGGAAGUAGCGGUUCAUGGUGCUUUGUACUUUACGUACUCUAGAUG